Messenger RNA from Penicillium nucicola, 795 nucleotides. RefSeq lists its product as uncharacterized. Bases 1 to 795 code for a protein of 264 amino acids. The transcript has 2 exons. NCBI's taxonomy places the organism in Eukaryota, Fungi, Ascomycota, Eurotiomycetes, Eurotiales, Aspergillaceae. The record is from RefSeq and is a predicted model, not a curated record.
AUGGCCUACGAGCCGCUGCGCGGCUCAUGCUCAUGUGGUCGCAAUGAAUACCAAAUUAACAUCCCAGAUGACGUGACAGAACAUGCCGAGGUCUACUUCGACAGCAGCCGAGACAGCCGCCGAUUCCACGGCACACCUCUUUCGGCAUGGCUGCGCGUGCCUCUCGACUGGUACGAGUCUUACACCCAGUCCUUCUUUCCGGAUGAAUCCCACUCCUCUAUCCGUCGCAGUUUUUCGCCCCGUCAUGCCCCCCAGACUCAGCGAGUGUUCUGUGGUUACUGUGGAACACCAUUGACAUUCUGGACCGAGGAGCCGCGCGAGGAGUCAGACUUCAUGUCCAUUGCCAUCGGCAGCUUGCUAGCUGAAGAUCAGAGGGCUUUGGACGAUCUAAAUCUGCUUCCGGAUGACUUCGAUGACGAUGCCCCUCGUGCCGGGGUGGUCUCGACCUCUACCCGGGCACCUGCAGAGGCUUCCACAUCUUCAGUCAUUAUUCCGUCUUUUGAGGAGCCUCAGAUUUCUAGAAGCUUUCAGCAUGGCACAGCCAGGGGUAUUCCUUGGUUUGAAGAGAUGGUGGAAGGAAGCCGUUUGGGUCGCUUGAUGCGAUCUCGACGUGGGAAGGGAGUUAGUGAUGAUCAGUCUACCUCGGUUGAAUGGGAGAUCAGUGAGUGGCAUGAUGAUGGAUCUGGAUUUGUGCGACAGGAAUCCGAGUCCACUUCACGUUCUACUGGGAAGAGAAAGCGGGUUGCUCAGGCUGAUGUCGAGGAGCCUGAGUCUCCCUCGAAGCGUGUUGAGUAA